CUUUUACCAGUCGCCCUUCUCCCUGCAUUGUUUAGGAUCAGCUGUGCAUGGAUCUGAAACCCCACCCAAUGAGGAAGGACAAACCAUAGGGAGGAACAGGGACUGCAAGAAAACAGAGCGAGGGGGCCUUUUACGAUAGUGUCGAUCAUUACAGGGCAAUAAUAACGAUUAUUGCCGUUUUCAGUGCAAUUUUCUCCCAGGAAGAGGAAGGAAGUCUAUAUUGCAACAUUUCUCCUACUGUGCGCCGCGACGGUGAAGCUAGUCAGCUGAUAUUUCGUUAGCAAUUUCCAACGAGCGGCGACAAAAUGAUUGCCUUGAUUAACAAGCUUCUGGACUGGUUUAAAGCCCUGUUUUGGAAGGAGGAGAUGGAACUGACAUUGGUUGGUUUGCAGUAUUCGGGGAAGACGACCUUUGUAAACGUGAUUGCGUCGGGGCAGUUCAGCGAGGACAUGAUCCCUACUGUGGGCUUCAACAUGAGGAAGAUCACCAAGGGCAACGUCACAAUCAAGCUGUGGGACAUUGGAGGCCAGCCUCGGUUCAGGAGUAUGUGGGAGAGGUACUGCCGUGGAGUCAGUGCUAUUGUAUAUAUGGUUGACGCUGCCGACCCUGAAAAGAUCGAGGCCUCCAAGAACGAACUGCACAACUUGUUAGACAAGCCCCAGCUGCAGGGCAUUCCAGUGCUUGUGUUAGGAAACAAAAGAGAUCUUCAAGGUGCCUUGGAUGAGAAGGAGCUGAUCGAGAGAAUGAAUCUGUCUGCCAUUCAGGACCGAGAGAUCUGCUGCUAUUCGAUCUCAUGCAAGGAGAAGGACAACAUUGACAUCACACUACAGUGGCUGAUCCAGCACUCAAGGACCAGGAGAAGCUGAACCCCCCCAGCCCUUCAUCCAGCCCACCUUGACCUAACCCUGGAGGACCAGCGUCCGGUGCACACACCCACACACACAUGUACACAUAUACACACACAUACACACAAACACACGCAUACAUUUACACAUACACAAAUACACACACACACACACACACACACAAACUCACACACAAACUCACACUCACACACUCACAGGCUUCUCAAAUUUACUGUUCUAAACAAAAAAAAAAUAGUAAUCCCUCACCGCCCCUCUCAUUUCCUCUACAUAACCCCCCCUACUCAAUCACCACUCUCCCCUUCCCCACUCAUUACACAUUCAGCCAAGUUCUGUUCUUGUAAAGACAUUGUGUAAAAAAUAUGAUUUGCACUGCUUUUUUUCUCUGGUUUUGUAGUUUGUUUUUUACAUACACAUUUUUUUUACAAGUGACUGACUGGAUAGCAUUUGGCUCUUUGAUAAGUCACUGAUCAAAUAACGGCUUGUUGUUUACCUUCUUUGCGCUUUUUUGUUGACCUUUUUUUUGUUAUUGUUCGUUUGUUUGUUUGAUGGGAAUCUAAAAUGUCUCGUGCUGGUCAGAGGGUUUCAUUGUUGGCUUGGUCUCACCUUCAACAGCCACAGUGGAGAGAUCCACAUGGCAUGCUCUUCAGCAUUAUCAUAGUAUCAGUGGCCAGAGGUAGAUCACGGACAGUCAUUUGUGAAUUCAGCUGAUAAUUGAUUGCCAUCGCUGACUUCCUGAAAAAGGAAAAGUCCCACCCUUGGCUGAGUAGUGAUUGUGUGUGUGUGUGUGUGUGUGUGUAUGUGUGUGUGUGAGGGAGAACCAGCCUAGUACCAGUUAAUCAUGGUUUUCUUGGUAGGGGAAGGGAAGUGAGCAUACCACCUGCCUCAGUGUGUGGCUUUUCAUCUUAAAAUCAGAAGAGAAAAAAAAGAACAGUGACGAUUGUGCUGGUUGGUCUAACUUCUGAAUGCAUCUGCAAAACACAGUAGCCAUAAAAUCAGCUCUCUUUCUUCAGCGAGGUACUUGCAUGCAAUGACGCCCCUGUCCUCCAAACCCCACCUGCCCUUGCUAUGUCGUCUUGGCAAUUUAUGUUGUGAAUCAAACCUGGAAAAUUCAAUGUGCAAACUAUGUAUCUUCUUGCCUUUGUCUUGUAUUACCAAGCUGUAAGCAAAUUUUAGUAAUACCUGUAUCAUGAAGAAAGUGAUUUGCUGACAGCUCUUAAUGACCUGACCAGACUUGCGUUAUGAGAUACCGUGUGUGGUCUUGUCCCUCUGUGUAGACCAGGUCAGGCCGUAGCCCAGUCAGUAAAGAUGUUAAGUGUAUUUAUCCCGCAGGAGCAGGAAGCACACGAGUGGCCAGCUUAUAGCUCUGGUUGGAGAUCUUGUGAGAGUAACUCCUGGCCACUCGGGACGCUUAUGUUUUUGUGUAUUUACAGCAUCAGAAAUGAAAUGAUGUGUACAGUGCUGAGACCAUUUGGUUCAAAAUUGAAUGAUGAUGAUCAUAAUAAUCAGAACCAGCAUGUUUGUCCAUUAUUGGAAUAGAUUAGAUUAUAAAAGUCAAUAUUUUUUAUCUGCAUCAUGUGAUCUGUUGUUACAUAUACCCUCAUUAAAGCCAUAGUUUGCUCUUUUUAAGCUUUUUUUGGAAGGUUCCCAAAUUUUUAAACCCCUUGUAUUAUUCUCCUGAUUGGACACUGUUUUGAACGUAUUUCUGAGAGCACAGAUUCAGAGGCUUAUGCAGAGUUGAACUGAGUGCACAUUUUCGGCACAUUGUUUCUGUUUCGCACAUUCCUGUUGAGGGGGUGGGGACAAUUCAGUCUCUUUUGAUGCUCUGCGGUCCUCUGCACAUCAUGGUUUCGGAUCCUCCAACAGCUUUGCACUGCUGCUUUGGAAAAGGUUAAUACCUUUCGAUCUUAUGCUUGGUAGUUUGACAGCGUGGGAAGAGUGAGGCAAGACUCGGUGGACCCGUGUUAAGUUUGAAAUAUUUUCUGAUUGGUAUGCAAUUCGCUUGGAUUUGGUUCAGGAUAAGGUAUAUGUUGCACGGCCCGCCAUUAGAUGUCUUAAAUGAACAAUGCUAGAAUGCAUUCCUGGAUUUGUGUGUGUGUGUGUGUGUGAUUCUUGGAUUAGAAUCUGUACAUCCCCUGCCCCACCAGAAACCAGCAGUUCCAACAGUGCUUACUGCAUUCGUUUUGUUCUUACCAUUUGUUCCCCCCUUGUCUGCCAGACUCUUUACACAUUACACACUAAUACACCUGGCUGUGUUGGCUUGGGUUCAGCUGUCUUAUCUCUGGGUUUGAACUGACCAUGCCAUUAUGGGAGUCAUGGAAACACACAAUUCUGUAUGAAACCCCCAAAAUUCUGUUUGCCAGUUGCCUUUUUACAUUUUUUCCCCUUUUCUUUUUUUACUGAUUGCCUAAGGUGUUGGAAGGUGUACUGUGUCAGUUUCAUUUUUUGAAGGUACGUUUCCGUUACAUUAUACAUAUGUACAUUUGCAAGCAAACAAACAAACAACCUUUUGGCAUGUUUUUGAAGAGUUUCUAUUUGCGCUCUCCGAUGGGAUGUUGUACAUAGCAACUUGGAACCAAAACAAACUCUCCUGUCUGUUCAAGUCCUAUGAGUUUUUGUGAAAGCUGUGUGCAAAAAAACAUAUGUAUAUAUAAAGCAUAAAUUGUUUUAUUAGCUUUGUUGGUGAAGGAGUGAGUUGUAAUGGGCAUAACCUGUUUCUGUUUGGUGGAGGGAUCUGUUGGAAUAAAUGGGGAUCACCUCUUUUUUUA
Messenger RNA from Sardina pilchardus (European sardine), 3631 nucleotides. RefSeq names its product ADP-ribosylation factor-like 8A (gene arl8a). The transcript has 7 exons. Gene Ontology annotation, biological process: protein transport; anterograde axonal transport. Bases 306 to 866 code for a protein of 186 amino acids. Lineage: Eukaryota; Metazoa; Chordata; Actinopteri; Clupeiformes; Clupeidae. Gene Ontology annotation, molecular function: GTPase activity; GTP binding. Gene Ontology annotation, cellular component: lysosomal membrane. The record is from RefSeq and is a predicted model, not a curated record.